This is a messenger RNA of Melanotaenia boesemani (Boeseman's rainbowfish), 436 nucleotides long. Its product is annotated as fatty acid-binding protein, liver-type-like. Gene Ontology annotation, biological process: fatty acid transport. NCBI's taxonomy places the organism in Eukaryota, Metazoa, Chordata, Actinopteri, Atheriniformes, Melanotaeniidae. Bases 17 to 400 code for a protein of 127 amino acids. Gene Ontology annotation, molecular function: fatty acid binding. The record is from RefSeq and is a predicted model, not a curated record. The transcript has 4 exons. Gene Ontology annotation, cellular component: nucleus; cytosol.
UUCACUGUUUGCCACCAUGUCUUUCUCUGGAAAGUACCAGCUGGAGGCUCAUGAGAACUUUGAGGCUUUCAUGAAGGCCCUUGGGCUUCCUGAUGAACUCAUCCAGAAAGGCAAAGAUGCCAAGAGCAUCUCUGAGAUUGAGGAAAAUGGUAACAACUUCAAAGUAACAAUCACGACCGGCUCAAAAGUGAUCAACAACACCUUUACAAUUGGACAGGAGACUGAGCUGGAGUCCAUAACCGGAGAAAAGAUUAAGGGUGUGGUUCAGAGGGAAGGCAACAAACUGAAGGUCUGUCUGCAGGGAAUCGAGUCCAUCACAGAACUUGUGGAUGCAAACACAAUUGUCAAUACAAUGACUCUUGGCAAUAUUGUGUACAAGAGGACGAGUAAGCGCAUUUAAGUGUCUACAAUUGAGAUAAUAAAAACUUUAAAGGCA